UAAUGAAAUUACAUUUCUCAAAUGUUUGUGUGAAUAUAACUAUAUAGUACAUGUAACAUAUCGUCAUCAUUGACACGUAUAUUCGCUUAAUCUUUGUCGAAGCUCUGCACGGAAUGCUAUGUAGAAGUAUCAAAACAAAUAUAUAAAGAUGCUCUGUGGAAGAACAUUUAAUUCAUUAAUACUAUUUAGUUUAAGGCACAAUUUAGAAUAUGGUGUCCAAUUUUAUAGUGUGUUUCCUUCAAAUUUUGUAGAACCAAUUUAUAAGAAAGAUGAGCAAGAAGUAAUAUUUAAAGAAACAGCAGAUAAAAAAUUUGCUCAUGUACCAAUAAAACCAGCUUAUACUUCUGCGACAUGUUCUGAAUUUCAUGAUAAACUGGUUAGAAAAUUCACAAAUUAUAUUAUGAGAGAAGGUAAAAAACAGUUGGCCAGAAGAUUAUUAGAUGAAACUUUUGAAAAUAUUAAGAUAAUAAAAUUGAACGAAUAUUACAAUAGCCCACCUGAAUAUAGAGAAAAUAUCAUAUUGGACCCAAAAAUAAUUUUCUAUCAAGCUGUAGAAAAUUGUACACCUAUUUUAGAGCUACGGAAAAUAUUAAGAGGUGGAAUAACUUAUCAGGUUCCUGUACCGAUGAAUGCAAAUAGAGCUCAAUUUUUAUCUAUGAAUUGGCUAAUUCGAAGUGCACAAGACAAGGGGAAUACCGAAAAAUUUCCUGAUGUAUUGGCAAGAGAGAUUAUUGAUGCGAACAAUAAAGGACGAGUUAUUAAAAAGAAACAUGAUUUACAUAAGCAAUGUGAAGCAAAUCGAGCUUAUGCACAUUAUAGGUGGUUGUAGAAAAAAGGAUAAAAAUAAAUUUGUUUUUUAUUUGUAGUAAUAAUAUUUAUUUAAUCAAGGGAAUAAAUAUUAUUGGAGAUUAUCCAAAAAUAUUAGAAAAACUAGCUUCUUCUGUGACUUUUCCAUAUUUUGUAUACACUUUCAGUGUUUGUUUACAAGACUUAAUUUUUAAGAUUUUAUAUAACGAAUUAGAAGUAUUCAUGAAAUUUUCCGUGAAAGGAAUAAUAUCAUCAACAGUUGUCCUUAAAUCUAUUCUUUUACCCCAAUAAUUUAUAUAUGAUAUUAUAACAUUUUGAUUUCCUGAAUCAUCUUUAUCUUUUACAUAUAUUGUUCCAACUAAAUUAUUACAUGUAAAACCAAUAGUAUGUAACAUAAGGACUAACAAACAAUCUAAAAUGCACAAUGAAUUGUAUUAAUAAAGGUUUAAAUUCAACAUAAAAAUAUUA
This is a messenger RNA of Bombus impatiens (common eastern bumble bee), 1275 nucleotides long. It is a transcript of the gene mRpS7, whose product is annotated as 28S ribosomal protein S7, mitochondrial. Gene Ontology annotation, molecular function: rRNA binding; mRNA binding; structural constituent of ribosome. The transcript has 5 exons. The coding region runs from base 149 to 829 and encodes 226 amino acids. NCBI's taxonomy places the organism in Eukaryota, Metazoa, Arthropoda, Insecta, Hymenoptera, Apidae. Gene Ontology annotation, biological process: translation; ribosomal small subunit assembly. Gene Ontology annotation, cellular component: ribosome. The record is from RefSeq and is a predicted model, not a curated record.